Ziziphus jujuba (common jujube) is the source of this 1385-nucleotide messenger RNA. Its product is annotated as protein SAR DEFICIENT 4. Lineage: Eukaryota; Viridiplantae; Streptophyta; Magnoliopsida; Rosales; Rhamnaceae. The transcript has a single exon. Gene Ontology annotation, cellular component: cytoplasm. The coding region runs from base 217 to 1239 and encodes 340 amino acids. The record is from RefSeq and is a predicted model, not a curated record.
AUUACCAUAUAACAAAAAAAUCUGAGCGUGUACCGAAUAGUCAAUAUAUAAUCAUAAAAAAAAAAUAAAUCAAAAAUGCAAUAGCCAAUAUAUUAGGUUUAUGGGAGUCGGUGCUUUCAUUUGCAGGUCUUGGUCUACCACUUCAUAUAAUACACGCAAUCUCAUCAGUCUCUCUUACCUUCAGUCUGUGCUAGAAAACCUCACUGUUUGUCAUCAAUGGCUUCCAAAUCCAAUCAAUUAAACACUACCACCCCCAUAACCAUCACAUCUCCGAUCUUCGUAGGUGCCGAGUCUUUGCAGUCCAUCCUUUCGCACCGCACUCUAAUCGAUCACUUCCAAUCCUCUCUCUCAACAGUCUCACCCUCUCUCACUACCCCAAUUCGCCAAAGCCAUGCCGUUUCAUCGACUUCCUCUCUGCUCCUCAUGCCUUCUUGGUCCUCAUCCCCUUCAUUUCCAUACAUAGGCGUCAAGCUAGUCACCUACUUCCCUCAAAAUUCCACCUUGAGUCUACCCGGAAUCCAUGCCAGUUACAUCCUCUUCAGCUCCACAACUGGCCAAACCUUGGCUUCCAUGGAUGGAACCGAACUGACUCUUUACAGAACCUCAUGCGUCUCCGGCUUAGCUUCAAGAAUUCUGUCCAGAAACGACAGCAAAGUCCUCGUCAUGAUCGGUGCAGGCGCUUUGGCACCCCAUUUGAUCAGAGCUCAUCUUGCAGCGAGACCCAGUUUGAAGAAAGUCAUAAUCUGGAACAGAACAGUGGAAAAAGCUAGAAACUUGGCUGAGAAAUUGCAGGAAAGUUUGGGAAUUGAUGGGGUUGGUUUCCAGAGCAAUGGAUGUUUGGAGGAAGUGAUUGAGUUGGGAGAUAUAGUGAGCUGCGCAACGAAUUCAGAGGAGGUGCUUGUGAAGGGCGAGAAGCUGAAAGCAGGGGCACAUUUGGACUUGGUGGGUUCGUUCAAGCAUUCUAUGAAGGAGUGUGAUGAUGAGGCAAUAAGGAGAGGCAGGGUUUUUGUUGAUAAUGAGGCUGCGUUGGUCGAGGCCGGAGAGUUGGUGGGUGCUUUCGAAAGAGGGGUUAUUGAUCAGAAAGAUAUUGGUGGUAAUUUGGUAGAAUUGAUUAGUGGAGAGAAAUCUGGGAGAAUAAAUUCUGAGGAGAUCACUGUGUUCAAGUCUGUUGGAUCGGCGGUUGUGGAUAUUCUGGCUGCUCAAUUGGUGUACGACACUUUUAUGCAGCAGAAUCCUUGAAAGAGUGCUUCUCUUCUUUUUUUUUUUUUUUGUCUUUUAGGGGACAGUAAAAAUAAUCAUUGAAAAUAUUUUGUUCUAUGUUCCAAGCAGUACAAUCCUACAUUGACCGUGUUAUGCAGCACAAUCAUUGUAUUUAUGUUUUUCAA